Messenger RNA from Cinara cedri, 2134 nucleotides. Lineage: Eukaryota; Metazoa; Arthropoda; Insecta; Hemiptera; Aphididae. The record is from the annotation of a GenBank genome assembly.
UGUUAUCUUAAACCAGGUUCAUAACUAUAAUGAUGUAUUUUUAUUUUUUAUUAUUUUUUUUUUAAAUUUAUUUCUAAACUUAAGAAUUUGAAAUAUUGUUCGAGAAUCUUCAAAUAUCAUGGAUGUAUUGCUUAAGACUUUCUCUAAAAUGCUCACCGCAGCAUCCCCAAUCCAUCAGGUUAACAGGGUAUGUUAACCCAUGUUAUUAAAUUUAACGUUUAAUCAUUUUAUAAUAAUACAAAUAAUUAUACAAUACAAUAUAAUUAGCAUAGCUAGGUAAAUUAUUGAAUAAUAUUAACUUAGAUAAAUUUAUUAGGUAAUUGAAAAAAUUUAUUGAAUUAACAUAUUAAAAUGUAAUUAACCUAUUAACUUGGGUUAGGAUAAUUUGAUUUGUUUUUUAUACAAUUGGUAUUGUUAGAGUUCUUUUACCUAGAGUUUAUGGUUUUUGAAAAUAAGAUUUUUCAAUGUUAACCUUAUUGACAGGAAAUUAAUUCUGAUAAAAUCAAAUAAUAUUUGUCUCAUAUUGAAACUGAUGUCCACACACAUUAUCGACAACUUAAAGUGAUAUAAUUCAAAUUUAGUUUUUAAAUUAUGUUUAUUUAAAAAAAAAUAAGUUGAUUUAAUUAAAAAUUAUAGGUUAAAAACUAUUAUCAUUACACAUAUUUAAUUUUAAUUCAAUUGCAUACAUUAUUCAAUAUAUAAAUUUAUAUGUAUUAAUUAUUUAUGUAAUAAUAUACAUUAUUUAUAUAUGUUAGGUUAUCCAAAUUUUUGAUUUUUAAUAUUAUGUUUUUAUUUUAUUUUUGCUAGUCAUUAAUCAUACUUAAACGUCGUCAUCCUGUUCAAUUACAAAAAGCUAAUAGCAAAAAUAAACCUAUUCUAAAAGGACGACAUUUCAUAUAUGAUGUUGUUGAAUACUCAGAAUUGAAAAAACAGGAAAAUAUGAAUGUCAUUUUAACUGAAUAUGUGGAAGGUAAUUAUUAGAUACAUUUUCAUAUUUUACUACAAAUGAAAUCUACCAAUAAAAUAAUCUAAUUUGUGUGUAGGUGUAGGACAUAAGGGACAACAGGUAUCUGUUAAGCCAAAUUUUGCAUAUGAACGCCUACUUCUGCCAAAAUUAGCAAUAUAUGCGUCUCCUGAAAAUUUAGAACUUAUGAAGAAUAAUUUAUAUCAAACCAAAGAUGAUGAGAAACCUAGUUCUGUUGAAGCUCUGCUAGUAUAAUAAAACUUUAUAAAUAAUCUUUCUUAUGGGUAAUAAUUAGUAUAAUCAUUUUUACAGACUGUAAAGUAUUUGAAAAAAACGGUUGUAAGUGUAAGCAUGAAUAAAGAUGAACCUUGGACAAUUGAACCAUGGCACAUAAGAGUGUCAUUACGUAAAAUGAGAGUAUAUGUAUUGAGCGAUGAUUCAAUAGAAUUGCCUGAAAAGCCAAUUAGUGGACCGGAUCUUACUUUGGAAGGAAAAUCAUUUAUCAUUUACAUUACUGUAAGUUAUACUUUAUCAACUGUUAUUAAGGCGAUUGAAAACGACGAGUUUCUGUCUUUGCCUUACACACGUAAGAUAUAGGGAUUUAGACUUGUUUUAAUUCCAACGCAUCAAUUGAUCUAGUAAAGUAAUAAGAAUUCUGAAAGCAGAUUUGAAUUUGCCAUAAAGUUUACUUGAGAUCGAUUUUCCCACUUUUUAAAUUUAUCUCCUUAAAUUCUAAAAAAAGUCAUACUAAUAAAAGAGAUUGAAAAAAUGUAAUAUAUAAAUUUUUUAAGAAAUUAAAAUCAAAACGUGUCUAAAUCCCUAUAUCUCAUAUGUGUAAGACAAAGACAGAAACCAGUCGCUUCCAAUCCCCUUAACAUUAUAUGUAAAUAACUACCUAUUUAUUAUUAUUUUUUUUUUUUUUUGGUACUUAGGUAAAUAAAAAAGAAAGAGUAGCUGUGGAAUGUGUUCUUCAUCACUGGAGCACUAAAGUUUCUGAUCGAUUACCUAAUAAAAACUUCUAUUUGAAAGAGCCAAUACCUAUUUUCCCUGAACAAAUUGAACUUUUAAAGACGAUAAGAAAAAACAAUAAAUCAUAAUUUUCUUUAAUUUAUAUUUGUAGAUGUAUCUAAUGUGUUUAAUUUCAGAAAAUAAAUAAUAAUCUUAUUUAAA